GCUUUACUGUAUAUAUGCGUUCUUCCUGGACUUCUUCGCAGACGGAUGCCUUGUGGUUUCAUUCACGUCAUUCUUUCACUUCCUCUCCACCUCUUUGUCUUUACACGUCUCCCGCUCUGUAAACAUUGUGAAAUUAGUAACUACAGUUUAAAACAGACAUUUAAAACUCGACUGAUGUGGCCUAAGCUGACAACGGCAGGAACAGCAGCAGCUGCAAAAAACAUCCUCCUCUUUUUCUGCACAUUUCAUGUCUUUUGUCUUCUUUACCUUCAUUACUUCCUCCACCCACUACCUCCUCUCACUCUCUCUCUCUCUCUCUCUCUCCAUCUCUCACUCUGCUUUUAUAUCUAUGCCGUUUACCACCUGUGGCAUCAUAUCAACUUCAUCAAUGUAGAAAAAUCGAGACUGGCCUCAAAAAGUCGAGCUGAAUAGGUUGGAGCUGCAGGGAGCUGCUUGAAGACAGACAUGAUUCACUCAAAUCAGUCCAUCUACUCUCUGUUCUGCUGCUGCUGCGCUGUCCAGACCAGGGAGAUCAGCACCCACAUGGAGCUCGAAGGUCGACCUACUCUUUGUUUCCAAGGCAGACGAUACCCAGGAAACCCCCGCCAGGUUCACAGGUCUAGGAAGAAACUUCCUCUCCCCCCACCAGAGGAUGAUGAAGGAGAAGGGAUGCUGAAUGUUGUCGCCAUGUAUGAUUUCACAGCCAAGGAGGAAACGGACCUGACGCUCAAGCAGGGUGAGGAGUACAUCAUCCUGCACAAGCAAGACCAGCUGUGGUGGAGAGCACAAGACAAACACGGGAAUAAAGGCUUCAUCCCCAGUAACUAUGUGACGGAGAAAAACAGAAUUGAGGCUAACUCGUGGUUCUGCAAGAACAUCACCAGGACAGAAGCUGAGCAGCUGCUCAAACUAGAGGACAAAGAAGGUGGUUUUGUGGUGAGGGAGUCAAGCCAAAAGGGGGUCUACACAGUUUCCGUUUACACCAAGACAUUAAGUCAUAAUGGAGAUAUUAAACAUUACCAGAUUAAAAUAAACGACACUGGACAAUUCUACUUGGCUGAAAAACAUACGUUCAGCUCCAUCCCAGAUGUUAUACACUACCACGAACACAACGCAGCGGGUCUUGUGAGCAGGCUGCGAUAUGCAAUAGGACCAAUGGGAAGAUGUGCCCCUGCCACAGCAGGAUUCAGCUCAGAGAAGUGGGAGAUCGAUCCCAGUGAGCUGACCCUCAUGAAGGAGCUGGGCAGCGGCCAGUUUGGAGUCGUCAAGCUCGGCAAGUGGAGAGCUCAGCAAAAAGUGGCCAUUAAGGCCAUCAGGGAGGGGUCCAUGUAUGAGGAAGACUUUAUAGAAGAGGCUAAAGUCAUGAUGAGGCUUUGCCACCCUAAACUGGUUCAGCUGUAUGGUGUUUGCUUACAGCAGCGCCCCCUGCUGAUUGUGGCAGAGUUCAUGGAGAAUGGCUGCCUGGUUAACUUUCUGCGGCAGAAGGGUAAGACUCUGAAGGAGGCAUGGCUUCUAUCCAUGUGCCAGGACAUCUGUGAAGGAAUGGAGUAUCUGGAAGCACAUAGUUUCAUCCACAGAGAUCUGGCAGCCAGAAACUGCCUGGUCAAUGAGCACAACAUGGUGAAGGUCUGCGACUUUGGAAUGACCAGGUAUGUUCUGGACAACCAAUACACCAGUUCUAAUGGCACUAAGUUCCCAGUAAAGUGGUCUCCUCCUGAAGUUCUCCACUACAGUAAAUACAGCAGCAAGUCAGAUGUCUGGUCCUUUGGUGUUGCAAUGUGGGAGAUUUACUCGGAGGGUCGGAUUCCGUUUGAAAACAGCUCCAAUUUGGAAGUUGUAAAUAACAUCACCAGUGGACACCGACUGUACCGACCGCACCGUGCCUCACAAGCACUGUAUACCAUCAUGUACCAUUGCUGGCAUGAGAAGCCUCAGGGUCGGCCAUCUUUCUCCGAGCUCCUAGAGGAAAUCAGAAAACUAGCAGAAAAUCCAGAUUAACAGAAUCUGUUAAUCUGUUAAUGCUGAACAUCAAACUGUUUUUUCACUGUUAUAACAACUGUAAUAUUUCUGUAAAUAAAUAUUUUUUAAAUUAAAGUGUUUUUCCUACAAUAAAGAUCAGAAGAG
Messenger RNA from Melanotaenia boesemani (Boeseman's rainbowfish), 2124 nucleotides. RefSeq names its product TXK tyrosine kinase (gene txk). The record is from RefSeq and is a predicted model, not a curated record. Lineage: Eukaryota; Metazoa; Chordata; Actinopteri; Atheriniformes; Melanotaeniidae. Bases 466 to 1998 code for a protein of 510 amino acids. Gene Ontology annotation, biological process: T cell receptor signaling pathway; peptidyl-tyrosine autophosphorylation; B cell receptor signaling pathway. The transcript is spliced from 17 exons. Gene Ontology annotation, molecular function: protein binding; ATP binding; non-membrane spanning protein tyrosine kinase activity.